UACGUUUAUGAUUGUCAGAAACGUACAUGAACACACACACAAAAUAAAUAAAUAAAUAAAAGGAAAAUUUCUGUAUGUGCGUAUGUGUGUGUACGUUAAAACACACACAUACAUACAUACAUAAACACGUACAUGAAAAUAACCUCCACGUGUCUUUCUCUGUGUAGGUUUUUUUAUAAAGGAAAGUGAAAGAAACGCACAUAAGCCGAUACGCACACACAUACACACACACACAGAGGAAGAUUUAUAUAAGUGUGUGUGUGUUUAAGUGAAAGAAGGAAGGAAGGAAGGAAGGAAGGAAGAGAAAAUAAAGGAGAACGAAAAGAGGAAAUAGAGAAAAAACCGAAAAUCGUAAAUAAUAAAAAAAGUGACAGAAAGAAGGAAGGAAGGAAGGAAAGAAAGAAAGAAAAGAAAAGAAAGAAAGAAAAGGAGAUAAAGAAGGAGAGAAAGAUAAAGAGAGAAAAGAAAAAAACAAAAAAGUGAUAUUAACAUGUAAGAGUGGAGACUGAGGAAGAGGAAGAGGAGGAGGAGGAGGAAGAAGAAGAAAAGGAGGAGGAGGAGGAGGAGGAGGAAUGGUGACAGCGAUGGAUACCUUACAUCUCUUCGCUGCCCCCCACCCCCCUCACCCCCACCACCCCUUCCACCCCCACCAUGACCUAAGGUGAUCAUUAGCGCUUGAUUGACGUUACCUGACUAUGACGAGCAGAUGAUGAGGUGAGAAGGCGAGGAAGAGAGAGAGAGCGAGAACCAUCCACCAUGUCGCGGGAGGAACAGUCGCGGGAGCGGGAGAGGGAGCGGCAGCGGAAGCAGCGGGAGUUCCAGGUGUCGUCCAGCCUGAACGAGAGGGAGCCGCAGCCCGUGGUGUUCGGGGUGUUCAAGACCAAGAAGGUGGAGAGCUCCAUGGUGGAGAGGAUACUCGGGAAUUACGACACCUUCCGCCUCGGCCAGCCCGCCACCGCGCGGCCCGGCCAGGACGCCGAGACCUCCGGCAGCGCCCCGCACCUCAAGCCGCCGCACCCCACCGCCGCGUCUCCGUCGUCCUCGUCGUCGUCUAAGUCCUCACAGCCGCCGCAGUCGUCCCCGAGCAACCCGCGGCAGCCCAAGACACAGCCGGGGUGCAUCAAGCCGCCGCACCCGCCGUCAACACACGCCCACACCAAGAACGGCGAGGUGAAGGGGAACCUGAAGGGCGGGCCGGGGCCGGGGCCGGGCGACGGGGGGCCAGGGGGCGGGGGCAGGAAGGCAGCAGUCAACAAGGCCGGCCUGGCGCCCCUGAAGGUGGACGGGGCGGUGCCGACCGACCCCAAGAUCCAGCAGAUCAUGUCGGAGAUGGCGCCCCGUGACCCCGUGUCUGCCAUCGUCCACACGCCCCGCCACGACCACCCUCACCGCCCCGCCUUCCCCUUCGGCACUGCCUCCAGGGUCCUGCCGCGCCUGGGCAAAGCUUCUGAGUCAGCACGCUCCAAGCAGUCACAAGCCCUGGACAGCGGCAACCACAUUAAUGAUGAGUUGGUGCUCUCGGAGGACAGCGACGAGGAGGAACAGGGUAACGGCACUGUUGGGGGCGGCUCUGGGCGGCCUCUAGCACCGGGGGCCACGUUCGGCACUCCCACAGGCCACCACCAGUCCUCAAUGGGCCCGGCGUCCAACUCUCGGGUGCCCGUGUCCCCCAUCUCCUCACCCAAGUCAUCGGAUGAUUCCUCGACGACGGAGGACUCCAGCGAUGAUUCGGAGGGGAGGUCAUCCAACAACUCGACGGAAGAGGAGCCGGUGGAGUGUUCGCCCAAGCACCCUGAGAACAAAUCUGAUGCCUGGAGGCUCGACAACUUCAUGACCCGGAAGACAAGCUCUCCCAUGUUCAACAGGGCUGAGGGUGCCGGGCAGCCGCGCACCGAGGACCAGCCGCCGCCGGAGGCCAAGGAGACACUGCCACCGCCACCACGAGAACGCAACGACCGCAAGGUUGUCAAGAACUCGUCGGCCAAUGGUGGCCACCAUGGCGGGCGGGGCGGCCAGGAGGGACGGGGCUGGGCCAAGCCAGACAAAGCCGGCCUGUACGAGGACUCCUCCGACGAGGGGGAGCCCCACCCCCGGCCCACCCCGCGGGUCUCGGCUGAGGUGCGGCAGACGCCCAAGCACGGCCGUGACCAGGCCGGGCGUGGCAUGCGGCCACCCAAGACCAAGCCCUCGGUGAGCCAGACCUACCUGGACAGUGACUCAGACAGUGACUCCCCGCCGCCCAGGAAGGCCCUGCCGCCGCCCAAGGCUGCCGUGCAGGACACGGACAAGUCCCCCAAGGUGAGCGCUGCCCCGCCGCCCCGUGAGGCCCCCAAGAAGAACCCCCGUAAGCGCUCAGACUCCCGCAAGAGCAGCCACUCUGGGGCCAAGACUGAGGGUGGCCGAGGCCGGCCGCGGCGGCCCAAGGGGUUCCAGUCCCAGGCGACCGUGUCCGACUCCGACAGCGAUCACUCAGUGGACAUGGCUGCCGCCCCAGACAAGGAUGUGGGGCGGGGCACCCCCUCCCGGUCUGCCCGGGAGACCCCACGCAGCAUGGCCAGCCCCCUCAAGGCCCCCUCGGCCAGCCCCCGUGCCUCGCCGCGGCUGCCGGCCCCACCCGGCAAGGCCAAGCGGCCCGGGGCCCCUGGACUCAGUGCAUCAUUGGGUUCGGACUCCCCGGCCAGCAAGAGCGAGGACGAGGCGGACUCCUCAGGGCCAGUGGCUGCCCACCGGGGCAAGGGUGGUCGGGACGGCAGCAGCAAGGGCGCGCUGGUGAGCCGGGCGUUCGGCGCUGCGGCCAAGAAGGACCGGGCCAGCCGGGACCGCGAGGUGUGUGACCCCAAGAAGAAGGGUAAGAGUGAAGUGAGGCCGCUGAGUGCGGAGAGCAGGAGGGACAGGAGUGACAAGGGCGUGCGGGGUCGGGCGGCGGCCGAGGCCAGCGUGGCGGCGGCCCCAGCCCCGGCCCCCUCCCCAGCGGCGCGGGCGUGCAAGUCCCCCGUAGUUAGUGCAGAGCCAAAAGUGCCCAUCCCCCAGGUACAGUUUGUGGACGGUGUGGCGCGCCUCACCUGUACAAUUCCCCUCAGCUUUAUUGACAAAGUGCCCAAGCCUAGUGUUAGCGGUGCGCCGCCCCCCGGCCCCGGCCCUGGCCUCGGUGCCAAGCGGGCGGCCAAGGAGGAGGACGACGAUGAGGACGAGGAGGAGGAGGAGGAGAGGAAGGCCGUCCUUGACAACAGGACUAAAGAAGGCAAGGGCAAGGGCAAGGGCAAGCGGAAAGCCUGUGAGCCGGGAACCAAGGCCACGGAGGAUGAGUCGAAGCGGAAAAUUAUUUCGUCCAUAUUCGGUAACGUUAAGAGGCAGGACCACGAGAGUGACGACGACAAGGUGAAGCGCGAGGUGAAGAAGGAGGAGGAGGAGGAGGAGAGCGAGGAGGAGCGGGGCGGGAGACUACCCUCCUCGCGGCCCCUCAAGGUGAAGCGCGAGGUGAAGAAGGAGGAGGAGGAGGAGGAGAGCGAGGAGGAGCGGGGCGGAAGGUCCUCCUCACGGCCCGUCAAGGUGAAGCGUGAGGUGAAGAAGGAGGUGGAGGAGGAGAGUGAGGAGGAGCGGGGCGGAAGGUCCUCCUCGCGGCCCGUCAAGGUGAAGAGGGAGAUCAAGAAGGAGGAGGAGGAGGAGGACAGCGACGAUGAGCGGGGCGGAAGGCUGUCCUCCACGCGGCCACCAGUCUCCGUCAAGCAGGAGCCGGGGGAGGCCACACCCGCGAGGCAGCCCGUCCUGGCCAGCCCGCGUUCCCCCGUCUCAGACACCUCCAUCUCUCGGCAGCACCGCAAGAAGAAGCAGGAGAGAUCGCCCCCCACCGGGAUCAGGAAAAGGCCAAAGAAGGGCAGCGAACGGCACACGCAGGAGUCUCUGGGCCUUCCUGGGGGCGGCAGCAGCAACGAGGGGCGAGGACGCAGGGACGGCAGCGUGGAGAGUGAGAAGUGGUCCAGGAAGCGAGGCCACGACCGGGACAGCAGCCUGGAGAGCACGCGCAGCACCUCCCGGGCCAACAGCGAGUGCGGGGAGAACCGAAGCAAGAAGCAGCGGGUGAGCAAGAGUCUGGGCACCCCCGACGCAGCCGCCAGCAGCCCCGCCAGCUCCCGGGCCGCCAGCCAGCGCUCGGCGGAUGACAACCACCACGCUUGGCCCCAGGAGAAGGACGACCCCAGCCAGCUCAAGCACCCCCAGAGACCCCAGCAUUCUCAGCAAUCUAGUCAGGACAAGGCGGAGGAGAGCGGCCACACCCCAAGCGGCGACAGCAGCGGCUAUGUGUCCCGGCCGGUGUCGGAGCACGAGUCCCGGGCGAGUUACCGAUCCUCCGGGGAACAGUCCGUCAAGAGCGCCGACUCGGGGGUGGCGGAGGCGUCUGGGGCGGGGCAGGCCGAGAACGGGUGCUCGCUGGCGGCCCCGCACGGACGGCUGCCGGGACCCAGCACCACGCCCAACACCACCGCCAGUGCCACCCUCCCUCCCUCCAGGCCUGCCGGGGACCAGGCACUAUUGCAUGGGCACUAUGCAAACCAGCAGGAACGACAGUAUGCAUCCUAUUUCGAAAGGAGAAUACCAGAGAUUAACAGAGACUACAAUGGGUAUCUGAACAUGGCCAAGCAGUUGAAACACAUCGCUGACGAGGAGACGGACCGCUCGAUGCAGGCCAUGAAGUACCUGGAGGCAGCGCUGUACUUCAUCCUCAGCGGCAAGGCCAUGGAGACCGAUCACGACACCUCCGCCUCACUCACCAUGUACAAAGACACACUCAAUUUUAUCAAGUGGGUUUCCUCUGUCUUCAGGAGAGAGAACCAAGAAGGGUCCAUCAACGCUAAGCUGGCCGUCAUAAGUUUGCGGUGCCAGAGUCUGCUGUCGCUCAAGAUCUACCAGAUGCGGCGGUUUGAGCACAAAGACAACCAGAGACAGCUCAACAGGUACUUCCAGAACCACAGCAAGACCGCAAACCUGGAAACCGGCAGCAGCAACGGGCAGCAGUGGGGGGGCCAGCGGGGCGGCGGCUCCCCCUCGCACCCCUCCCAGACCCCCUCCCCGGCCGGGUCCGUGGGGUCUGAGGGGUCGCAGUCCUCAGGCUACACCACCAGUACGGAGGGCACGCGCUCCAAGGGCGGCAGCGCGGCGCCCCCAGUGGGCCACACGCCGCCCCACCCCCAGCCUCCCCAGGGGGCGCACGGGGCGGUGUCGGUGCCAGUCAACAUCCACACCCUCAUCAUGAAGCAGAACUACCUGUCCAGCCAGCUGGCCUCCGCCCUGGACAUGUGGAUGGAGGCUGACGAGUACGUGGCCAAGAACAACAUCAAAGACUUCUUUGAUGAGCUGGACCACCAGGCGAGCCCCCUCACGCUGCACUCCUCGCUGCCGGAGCUGGUGAUGUACGUGCAGUGUGGCCUGCACCGCAUCAGGGCCUAGCUCUUGCCCCCGCCCCGGGAGCUGCCCCCCCUCCCCCGCACAGGGGGGCGCCCCGGGUGCCGGGGUGCGCGUCCCACGCCGCGCCCAUGCCUUGUUAGUGGCAGUGAGGGCCCGGGGCGGCCGAGUGGCGGCCCACUACUGGAUCCAGAUACUCAAGGAAACUCUCAUUAGUUACAGUAGUGUAGUGCAAUCAGACGGUGUCAAGUUAUCGUGGGUCGUCUUGGGCGGCGGCGGCCGGGAGCGUCGCCGCCCCGCCCUGGUGAGUGUUGCGUCGCCGUGGUGCGCGGCCCAAGACCCCAACGUUUGGCUUCCUUGUGUGACAACUGUGAUGCCUUAUCAUUAAAUUUAGUUAUGAAUGGUUUUAUACAGAUAGUCAACAUUUUUUUAUUUUUCUUUUGUUAUACUUCCCACCCAAAAUGUACAAAUUUGCUGAGAGGUCCAUAAAUGUGAAGACAUUGCCUUGUGUGCUCACGUGAAGAGCGGCCCCGGGCGGGGCAGGCAUGGGCUGCCCCGCCCCAUGCAGCCCGGGGCAGGGCCAGGGCCAGGAGGCUCCGCUGCUGGCCGCAGGACAGGGCCAGGAUGCCUUGGCCGGCCUCACAGCCAGGCCGCCGCCGCCGCCGGCCCAGACGCUCGUCAGCACGGAGAAGGUCCUCGCCAGAUAUCUCAGCCGGGGCGUCGAGGCGCUGAGGCGGCCGUGUUGGCCUAGCUCAGGAACAGCACCUUGGCAACACCGGCGUCGCCACAGGGGCCGGCGAGGCGCGGCGCUCCUGCCUGGCCUGGCGACCUUUUUGGCAACUCUUUGUGGCAUGUACUGAGCACACACUCCCUGCCAGAUGUAUAUUUUUGUACAUAUUGAAAUUUGAUAAUGGUACUGACCAUAAUGGUGUUGCGACAGAGUACUUUGUACUGGGCUUUAAUUCCCCCGAAAACCUUAAACUUUUGUAAGCAGCAAAAGUUGAUAAUUUGAAUGGCAAUGUUUCAUUUAUUUUGUCCGGUCGGGCAAUAUUGUUAAGUAUACUUAAUUUUAUCGACGCUCAUGUGCUCGUUAUAGACGAUAUAAAGUUGAUAUUUGUACUUGUAGUCCCAAUCUACGACGAACCAGGAACGCACUAAAUUAUUUUGUCACAAACGAUGGGACGUGCUCCCAUCCGCCGCGGAAGGCCGCCGUUCUGCUCUGUUUCCCGUGGUCGUCUCCGACGCGCCAGGCCCGGUGCCGCUGGACCCCGGCCCGGCCCGGCCCCCGUCCUGGCAGCUGGUUCGCUACAAGUACGUCGGCGGUGCUGCCGCCGCUGGUCUCUGUGAUGACCGCAGCAACACAACACAUGUCCUGUCUUCUGCCUUGUCACUUCCUCAUCCAUAUCACGAGAGUAUUGUUCAUUUGUUGUAUAGUGUUUCAUCUCAUCACAUCCACACGGUGAGCUUCUUCCUCCUCGCUGUGGCUCGGGGCGCCGGCCAUCAUUGGUGUUUUCUCCUUCCUUUCCCGAGGCGGCCCCGCCCCGCACCCCCCGCUGCCCGGUGAGGGUGGCAGGGUGGGGGUGGGGCAGGGCCUCGCCGGGGAUGCAAGCUGCCGCUGCUCCUGUCCUGUCAGUGUCCUGUCUUCCCAGCUGCCGCCGCCUGUGUUGUGUUGUGUUCCUUCCUCCUCUGUUGUCAUUGGCAAAGCCAAAGCUGGUUUAUAUUAUCUAAAGUCUGUUAGUUCACUGGUUCUUCUCCUCCUCUAAAGUUGGACCUUUGAGUUCAGUAUUGUUUGUAAAUUUAUUUAUUUAUUUAAAGUGUUAGCAUUCAAUAUUUUAUUUAAUGUACUGAAAUGUUGGUGCAGGUAGAAAUUGUGUCCUUGGUGAAACAGGGUACUGCCGGGUGGCCGGGCCCAGCGCGGCCUGGCGGGGGGUGGUGGUGGUGGUGGUGGGGCAUGUUGGGGCCAGGGGGGUGGCGGUGGUGGUGGGGGUUUAGACAAUACGUAUAUGCACAAAGUUAUGCACACUGAAACACCAAGAUUUGUGUCAGCACAUGAGAAUCACUCCGCCGCAAACACACACACGCACACACACGCACACACACAUGCUCUAGCCGAAACACUCAAAUACUCGUACAUAUAGGAAUACAUACACCUUCAUAGCAACACACACACACACACACACACACACACACACACACACACACACACACACACACACACACACACACACACACACACACACACCGCCACCUCCCGACAUCACGAUUGAAAUUUCUGUAACGUGUCCUCUACCAUUGAGUUGGUAAUGCAGUUAUUCUUUUUGUUAUUGUUGGACGCCGAGCUGCUGCGUCCGCCGCGUAAAUUUGUUGUGUUGAAGUGCGGAUGUCCCUAAAACUUGGGUAGUAGUUGUUGAAGGUUGUAAGGGGGAAUGUGAGGCGGGAAUACUAGUUGAAAAAGUACUAUAAAAUGCGUUAAUAACAAGUUUAUGAAAUGAUAUUGUGGAUUUUCUCUUGCUUCCUCCUCCUCCUCCUCCUCUUCCUUGUCCUUGUCAUGUUCUGAAAUCUCUCUUUCUCUCUCAUAAGACCAGCUAUAGAGUUAAACAUGUAUAACUCGUAGUAGCGAUAAACCCAAGAAUGUAUCGGAAUGUAUCAUACUGACGACGAAACCGAAGACUUUUUUUUAUUUUAUUUUUAUUUUUUUUAUUUUUACGUAGCGAAAACACACUCACCAGGAAUACAAAAGCGUUCGACAGGAAACCGGAACCGAAUGACACUCCACUCGACAAACGCCACCCCAGCCACACCCCAGUACCUCCAGGGGGGGGUUGACGAUUAGGGGGGGAUGCGCCUCUCACCCCUCGUCGCCCCCCUUCUCACCCUCAAAACAUAUCCUUCAGCCAGCGUCGCCAGCCCAGCACCAUGUUCCUCGCCCGGCCUGUCACCCCAGUCCUCCCUCCCUCGCAUAGGCUCGCGGUGACCUUGUCCUGCGAGUCGCCUCCUCUCCUACAGCUGUGGUGCCGGUGUCAGGGGGUUGGGGUGUUGCGCCCUACACUGUAACGCCGCCAUGGGCCAUACCGACAUCUGUGGUGGUGUGGUGGUGUGUGUGGGUGGUUGCCAUAUGCCUCCUCGCCACCUCCACCACCACUCCAAUUUGGCAGUGGUGGUGGUGGUGUUUGGGUGGUAGCUACAUGCCUCCAUCACCACCACCACUGUCUGUUGGUAGUGGUGGUGGUGGUGGUGUUUGGGUAAUAGCUGCAUGCCUCACUACCACCAUCACCACCACCACUGUCUGUUGGUAGUGGUGGUGGUGGUGGUUGCUGUGUGAGUGAUAACUACAUGCUGCACCACCAUCUCCACCACCACCACCACUGUCCAGGGCUGUAGUGGUGUCCGUGGUGGGUGCCGUGCCCCCGCCCCCCCUGCUGCCGCACCUCCACCACCACCUCCAUCAGAAAGUGUCCUUCCUAUACUCCAAACUCGUACUUUAUUUAUGAUGACCUAAGUAGUGUAUCAUUUCUGUGUUGGGCACCUUUUGUUGAGGGACCCAAAAGCUGUACAAAAGGACAGUCUUAUUUCAAAUCUAUGCCAAGAUUGUAUCUACAAUAAGUAAAUGAAUAAUAACACAUGCACAGUUUGCUGUUUUACAGAUAUAUCAUGUAAAUAAUAAAGUAUUUCUUAUGUU
This is a messenger RNA of Eriocheir sinensis (Chinese mitten crab), 9079 nucleotides long. RefSeq names its product AF4/FMR2 family member lilli-like. The record is from RefSeq and is a predicted model, not a curated record. The coding region runs from base 757 to 5445 and encodes 1562 amino acids. The transcript is spliced from 19 exons. Gene Ontology annotation, biological process: regulation of gene expression. Gene Ontology annotation, cellular component: super elongation complex; nucleus. NCBI's taxonomy places the organism in Eukaryota, Metazoa, Arthropoda, Malacostraca, Decapoda, Varunidae.